Messenger RNA from Globicephala melas (long-finned pilot whale), 821 nucleotides. NCBI's taxonomy places the organism in Eukaryota, Metazoa, Chordata, Mammalia, Artiodactyla, Delphinidae. The record is from RefSeq and is a predicted model, not a curated record.
GCCGAUCUUUCCAGCUCAGGUUGGCGACGCUCUAGUCGCCGCUUCUCUAAGGCCCGCGGGGCGGCCUGGGAGCCGCGGCAGAAAGGCCCGCCUCCGUGCGCGCAGCCUGCGGGCGCGGGUCAUGGCGCGGCUCCCGAAGCUCGUAGUCUUCGAUCUAGAUUACACGCUGUGGCCGUUCUGGGUGGACACGCACGUAGACCCCCCGUUCCACAAAAGCAGUGAUGGAACUGUACGAGAUAGGCGGGGCCAGGCCGUCCGACUGUACCCAGAGGUGCCUGAGGUCCUGGAAAGAUUGCAGGGCUUGGGGGUGCCCGUCGCGGCCGCUUCACGGACAGGUGAGGUUGAAGGGGCCAACCAGCUACUGGAGCUCUUUGACCUUGUCAGAUACUUUGUUCAUCGGGAGAUCUACCCAGGCAGCAAGGUCACGCACUUUAAGAGGUUGCAUCAGAAGACUGGAGUUCCUUUCUCCCAGAUGAUCUUCUUUGAUGAUGAAAAGCGGAAUAUUGUAGAUGUCAGCAAACUGGGUGUUACCAGCAUUCAUGUCCAGAAUGGAAUGAGCCUUCAGACCCUAACUCAAGGAUUAGAGACAUUUGCAAAGGCACAAGCUGGACUCUGAGGUCCAGUCCUGUGGAUGAGCCUCAUUUGAGGCAUAGAACUGAAAGGAAAUCAGGAGGGCAUUUUCAGAGAAGAAGGAGAGGGGGCCAACCCCUGAAGACGCAAUACAGAAACUGAAGGAGACGGAGAAGAUAUUGAUCAAGAAACAGGAAUUUCUGGAGCAGAAGAUUGAACAGGAGCUACAAACUGCCAAGAAGCAUGGGACG